Messenger RNA from Arachis stenosperma, 1122 nucleotides. RefSeq lists its product as uncharacterized. The transcript has a single exon. NCBI's taxonomy places the organism in Eukaryota, Viridiplantae, Streptophyta, Magnoliopsida, Fabales, Fabaceae. Bases 1 to 1122 code for a protein of 373 amino acids. The record is from RefSeq and is a predicted model, not a curated record.
AUGGACACUGAGGAAGAACAUGUUGUGCCCCCUUGGUUAGAACAAAACUGGGAACGACUAGAAGAAGUGAGGAAGAAAUUAACUGGUGGAGCAGUUAACAAAGGUUCAAGGCCUAAAAUACAAAAAAUUCCUCUGUACUUGGCUGAAAGGGUGGAGUUUAGAAGAUAUUAUGAACCACAACUAAUAUCUUUUGGUCUAUAUCAUCUAUCAAAACAACAACUGCUUCAAGGGAAGCCAUAUAAGGAUUUAUGGACAGCAAUGUAUCUUCAGCAUACUAAUCAACGAGUGAGGGACUUACAUUUCAGAAUUCUUCAACACGAUUGGAGGCCGUUUUAUCAAUAUGUUGAAUUAUCCAGAGACAGAGAUACCCAGGAAACAAUUUCUGUAUACGGCAAUCCCAGAAGCAAAGAUGACUUUGUUGCAGGUGUGCUGGUAUUGGAUGGAUGCUCUGUACUUGAAUUGCUCGAAAAAUCAGACUGCUCAGUUGAUUCAGAGCAAGAGCUAAAGAUUAGCAUUGACAAGCUUGUGAGGGUGCACCAAGAUCUGCUUGUCAUGGACAACCAAAUUCCUUUCCAAGUUCUCAGGCUCUUGUGUCAGGAUGAAGCCAGGCUCAAAAAAUGCCUCCAAAACUUCCUUCGAGUUCAUGGUAUUGAGGCAACACCCAAGCUUGGCAAAGGGAAACUAUGUUUUGGAAUGGAAAAGGAGAAUAACGGCACACAAAGUGGACAACAAGAAGUGCAAGAGAUUGAGGUAAUUGUCCAGGGAGAUGACCAACAAGACAAAGAUGAAGACAAAGACGAGCCAAUCCAUCUUUUAGAUUAUCUGCGGAAGGCCUUAUUGAUGAGAGACUGCAACACAAUCCAUAAGGAGAUCGUGAUCAAGAUCAAGAGGAGAUCACUGCACCUCAGAAAGUAUAGGAUUGGGACCAUACAGGAGCUCAAGGCAGCAGGGAUUGGUGUGAGAAAAGAUUCCCACAACAACUCGGUGUACCCCAGCUUCAAAGAUGGGAUGCUGCAGCUUCCUGAACUCAUUGUAGAUGGCUCAACACCUCAUAUAUUCUUCAACCUAGUAGCCUAUGAGAUGUGUCCUGAUUUUCACAACAACUUCGAGAUCAGUUCAUGA